GCGCAUUUUAAAAGGGCUUCGUGUCGGGAAGAUGUUUGGGGCAGCGACAUUUCAAGGUUCCCUCACUGGAUUUUUAUCGGGACGCAGCAUGUUGGAUAUGGAGUGGAUUUCGCAUCAUGCUUUGGGGAAUGUGUGGAUGGACCUGUGUGUCAGUGACCUAAAUGCGCCCCGGAGGUGUUCCAAGGAAGGCUUAGGAUGCACCUGCACUGGGGUACCUUUCCGUUAUCUGCCAUGGUUUCUUUCCAGAAUACAAACUACCAGGGCCCUGGUUACGUGGACAGUGAGGAUCACGCUCCGGACUGGACUUUCAGGGACAAGACGCAGAGUGGAAGUGAAGUGGACACAGCGGUGAUGGCCACUGACAGAAAUCACGAGAUCCAGUCGUGUGAGCGCAGGCCUCUCCCGCAGCCCUCGAUCUGCCCUCGCGUGCCACAAUGAAACAAACGACAAAAGAGAGGCCGGUGCAAAUAGUUAAUGAUUAAGCGGUGAUGAGGAGCUCCUUUAUGUGCCGUGGGCUGGUGCAGUGGUCAGCGCUCCUCUCCCUCCUCUGAAGCAGAUAAUAGCAGAUUUUAAAGGUUCACCCGAGGAGGCCAUUGGCGGAGAGGCGUCACGUGACCACGGGGUGCCAAUGUUAUUCUACAAGGGUGUCAAGACCCUGUCAGUUUCGGAAAUAAAUAUUGGGAAACGGCGAGAUGCAAAAGGCAACCUACUACGACAGCUCCGCGAUUUACAGUGGCUACCCAUAUCAAAGCGCAAAUGGCUACGGUUAUGACGCCAAUCAGGGCCAAUAUCCCCGGGCCUCUCAUGUGGAAAGUGAGUACCAUCGACCCGCCUGCUCCCUGCAGUCUCCCGACGGCUCCGUGGCGCUGCACAAGCCGGGAGACAUGGCGGAGAGCUGCGACAGGAGCGCGGUCAUCCAGGCGGCACAGGCCAAGGUCCAUCCCGAAAGCAAUCAAGCGCAGGGCCCCGUGUCAGCCGCUCCACCGCUGCCGAGCCACGCACCACCACCGCCUCAGCAGCAACAGCAGCCCCCCACCGCCCCCUCACACUCUCCCGGCGACGUCAGCCAAAGCACAAGCAACGGGCCCAGCUCUGGAGCCGCUCAGGGCAGUGCCAAAGCUGGGUCGCCCUCCUCCUCCUCCUCCUCCCGUAAACACAUCUUCCCCUGGAUGAAGGAGACACGGCAGAACACCAAGCAGAAGAUCACCACGAGUUCCAGCUCAGUAGAGAGCUGUCCCGGAGACAAGAGCCCGCCCGGGUCGGCUGCCUCCAAAAGGGCCCGGACCGCGUACACGAGCGCGCAGCUGGUGGAGCUGGAGAAGGAGUUCCACUUUAACCGCUACCUGUGCCGGCCGCGGCGCGUGGAGAUGGCCAAUCUACUCAAUCUGACUGAGAGACAGAUCAAAAUCUGGUUUCAGAACCGCAGGAUGAAAUACAAGAAGGACCAGAAGGGCGUGGGUAUGAUGCCCUCUCCAGGGGCGCAGUCCCCUCGGAGCCCUGUGGGCGCUCCGGGUGCGGGGAACGGAGGAGGCGGUGGGUACCUCAGCUCUAUGCAUUCUUUAGUAAACAGUGUUCCUUAUGAGUCCCAAUCGUCACCGUCCUACAACAAACCUCACCAGAACGCAUACGCCAUGUCCACGUCAUACCCCCCUCCUCUGAACAACUGUACCCCCUCUCAGCCCCAAAAGCGCUACCCGGGCACCGACUCAGCCACGCCCGAGUACGACGCUCUCCAAGGCAACGGUACCUACGGGACACACAUGCAGGGCAGCCCCGUGUACGGAGGAUACAUGGAUUCUAUGCCCAACUCUGGGACAUCCGUUUUCGGCCUGAGCCACCUGCCUCACCCGCCGAAUAUGGACUAUAACGGAGCAAUCAGCAUGGGCAGCGGGCAGCACCAUGGCGUGUGCGAGCCAGCGCCCACGUACACAGACCUAACGCCGCACUACUCUCAGGGAAGAAUCCAGGAAGCGCCCAAACUGACGCAUCUGUAGCGAACAUGGCGCAGUCUGCUCACCCUACUCCCCCUGCCUCAGAUCACUCCGCCCCAUUGUCUCUAUCCGCCACCUCCAGACGCAUCACCACCGCUUUGUUUCCAUACGCCUCCUCAGUCCUCCUUGUUCUUCUAUGCUUCCACCUUUUGUUUCUGUCGCCAUAGUUCCAUGUGUGAAGUAGCGCUAGGAAAAAUAAUCACUACUUGCUUGAAUUCGGUCUUUAUUUGUUGUUGGCCAUUGUCAGAGCUCUGGGCUGUAGAGCGGUAGGUAGUGACUGGGUGGUUAGGUGUAGACUAGAUUUAGGGACAGGGAGGGGAGGGGGGCACAUAUAUUUAAUCUUUUUAUUUUCAAUCUUACAACAAACAGGGUAUUAUGAACAUGUGUUAUUCAUUUUAAUGUGAAAAUGUCAUAUUUUUAUUUAUCCGCAAUUGAAGAAUUGUGUUUUUGUUGCACUUGAGUUGGUAUUAUGAGGGUUUCCAUUGACAGACACGCUUCCUUCACUCGUGGACGAUAUAAGUUUAUUUAUUAUUUUUGUCCUUGUCAUGAUUUGACCGUUGGCAUUAUCUAGCCUCGUCCGCACCACUGCGUUUCUUCGAGGAGGUGCUUUCUUUGUAAUGUAAUAUCAAUCAGCCAUGCCAGAGUGGCGAAAAGAAGGACACAGGAUAGCAUUUUUGUUUUACUUUAUUGAAAACGAAGCAUCAUUCAUUUCUGCAGUUUAUUUUUCGAUGUAUUACAUUCCAUGCUGCUCUAAUUUGAAGAAAUAAA
Molecule: messenger RNA, 2759 nt
Organism: Periophthalmus magnuspinnatus
Lineage: Eukaryota; Metazoa; Chordata; Actinopteri; Gobiiformes; Gobiidae
Gene: hoxa3a
Product: homeobox A3a
Exons: 6
Coding region: 693-1994 (433 amino acids)
Biological process (GO): regulation of transcription by RNA polymerase II
Cellular component (GO): nucleus
Molecular function (GO): DNA-binding transcription factor activity, RNA polymerase II-specific; RNA polymerase II cis-regulatory region sequence-specific DNA binding
Source: RefSeq, a predicted model, not a curated record